Messenger RNA from Paramecium primaurelia, 2435 nucleotides. NCBI's taxonomy places the organism in Eukaryota, Ciliophora, Oligohymenophorea, Peniculida, Parameciidae. The record is from the annotation of a GenBank genome assembly.
AUGUUAAGGGAAGAACUCUUCUUAAGAACUCCAUAACAGAAAAGAACUACAAAUGGUAUCUCAUUUUAAUAAAAAAUCAAUUAAUUGAAUAAAAAGAACAGCAUCAAAUUUUCUGAACUCUUAAAAGAGCGUAGAUUAGAUUGUAAAUCAACACAGAAAGUUACAUUCAGAAGACCCAGUCUAUCUCGUAAACCUGUGUAUAGAAUUUAAUAAGGUAUCAUUAACAAGUUCUUAUUACAGCUGUUAGUAUACAAAGACACUUAUCUUAAGAACCUUAGACAUCAGGAACAUAUAGUGUUGUAUUUUCAAACUAUGCACAUUAAUAUAUGGAUAAGAGGAAAAUACAAACUAGUAAUUGUGAUCCAAAUGAAGAUACUAAAAUUAACUAAUAGAAAAUAUUAAAGGGAUGUUAUAAUCAAUCAGAUACAACGAAUACUAGAUCAAUACUCACUAGUUUAUUAUAAGGUAUGUAACAUAGAAUUUCUGCAGAAAAAAACAUGGGUGUCCUUGGUUUUCAAGUUGUGCCAUUUACUAAAUUGAUUGAACAUAAUGCUUUGAUUUCUCAAUAAACCAUAAGACAUAAAGCAUUCUCAUAAGAUAAAGAAAGGGAUAAAUCUUAAUCAUUUACAGAAGAAUUAGACAAAAGAGUCAAAUCUAAGAUUGUAUAAAGUAAUAAAUAAAGAAAAUCAAUUAAUUAAGCAAAUGCUAGUCCAAUACCUUAAAAAGUAAUUGUUCCUUAAAGUAAUUCAACUUAACCAAAUAAUUUUAAGUUUUCAUUAACUGAAUACUCUUAAUUAUCAAGAGAAUAAUUAUUUUAAACUAAAUUAUAAAAUUACUAACAUUUUUUAUUUUUAGUAUCUUGUUAAAGUGGAUUUUAUACAUAACCAUAAGAUAAUUUAAUUGAAUUAAAAUUAAAAAUAGGAGGUGGAAAUAAUUCAUUUUUGAUAAAAGAAAUAUUAAAAUAAAGAUGGUGGUGGACUCAAUAUAAAUAUAAUGAAUUAUUAGAUGAAGAUAGUAAUUUUAUAUGGACUCAAAUAAAAGUUUAAGAAUUUAUUAAUUAAUAAUAAUAAUCAAAUAAUUAUUGUGUUUAAUAAUAAUAGAAAAAGAAAAUAGUUAAUUAAUAAUCAUUUAAUUCAAUAAAGAAAAAAUAAGUUAUUGAUCCAUUUUUGAGAUUGAUGAGAGAUGAUAGUGAAUAUAAAUUAAUAGAUAGAAAUCAAAAAGCCUAUUUAAAAAUUGUAAAUAUGAAGAAUUUGAAUAUUCUAUAAGUAGAUUCAAAUAUUAAGGUAUUAUUAUAUAUACAGAAUUUAGAUUCAUAAUCAUAUAGAUAAAAAUUAUCAUUUAGGAAAUAAGAAAGCUAUGUAUCAUAAUCUUAAAAAAUAUUAUGAAUUAACAAAAUAAGAUUUGAAUAUGAUAAUUCCAAAAACAUUUCACAUAUAAAAAGGAGCAAGAGAUAAAACAUAUUUAUAAUUUCUUGAAUUCUAUAAAAAAUAACCUAAGUAUAAUAAAGAUUACUAUCUAGAGGCUCUACAUGGAUAGUAAAACCUGGGGAAUUUACAAAUAGAGGAACUGGUAUUACAGUAUGUUAAAGUUUGUCUGAAAUUAAUAAAAUUAUAAGUAAGAAGUAAAUGCAUUCAAAUGGAAAACAAUUUACUUAUUUAAUAUAAAAGUAUAUUGAAAAACCAUUCUUAUAUAAUAAAAGGAAAUUUGAUAUUCGUUGUUACUUUCUUAUAACUCAAUUGAAUAAUAUAAUGAGAGCAUAUUGGUAUGAAGAUGGAUACAUUAGAACUUCAUCUGAAGAAUUUGAUUUAGAUGAUCCUGCUAAUUUAUAUGUUCAUUUAACUAAUGAUGCUAUAUAGAAAUAUGCUGAUACUUAUGGUAAAUAUGAAAAUGGUAAUAAAUUAUCAUUUUCUGAAUUUCAACGUUAUUUAGACAAUCAACCAAAAAAGUAUAAUUUUUAUAAAGAUCUCUAUCCAUAACUUAUUGAUAUUGCUACUAUUAGCAUUAAAUCUGUAUAUUGUAAAUUAGCUCCAUAUAAAAAACAAUAUAAUUUUGAAAUAUUUGGUUUAGAUUUUAUGAUAGAUUAAUCAUUUAAACCUUAUUUAAUUGAAAUCAAUACAAAUCCUUGUUUAGAAACAAGUAGUCCUAUUUUAUAAAGAAUUAUACCUUAAAUGGUUGAAAAUGCAUUUAGAAUGUCAAUUGAUACAAUUAUACCACCACCAGAUGCUAGUUUAUGGCCACCAUGUAAAAAACAUCUAUUAUUUUAUGAUAAUCUUCUUGAAAAUAAUAAAUUUUAAUUAAUAUUUGAUGAAAGAGAAGAUUCAGAAGAAUUAAUUAAAUUAUAUGGAGCAAUUUUAAUUCAUGAUGAAAUAGAUGAAAUGGAUGAGGAAGAAGAAGAAUAUGAAAGUGAAAAUGAAAAUAAAAAUUUUGAUAAUUGA